Messenger RNA from Pomacea canaliculata, 5457 nucleotides. RefSeq names its product transcription factor IIIB 90 kDa subunit-like. The coding region runs from base 171 to 2186 and encodes 671 amino acids. The transcript has 19 exons. Gene Ontology annotation, biological process: transcription by RNA polymerase III; transcription preinitiation complex assembly; DNA-templated transcription initiation. Gene Ontology annotation, molecular function: RNA polymerase III type 3 promoter sequence-specific DNA binding; TBP-class protein binding; RNA polymerase III general transcription initiation factor activity. Lineage: Eukaryota; Metazoa; Mollusca; Gastropoda; Architaenioglossa; Ampullariidae. The record is from RefSeq and is a predicted model, not a curated record. Gene Ontology annotation, cellular component: transcription factor TFIIIB complex; nucleus; transcription preinitiation complex.
CAAGGUUUUGUAGUUGAUGUACAUAUGGUGUAAUCUGGAUUUUAGGAUAAUAUUCUUUCAGAAUAUGUUGGAAAAGAAGCUGGCCAAAUAAGGUUUGAUAACAGUUUUUAAUAGGCAGAUCACAACUACAGCUCAGCUGGCAUGAUUAGUCCAUAUAGCUGACAGUAAUCAUGUCAGAAAAAGUAUGUCAGCAUUGUGGCUGCAAUGAAAUUGACAUUGAUCCAAGCAGAGGGGAUGCAGUCUGUACGAGCUGUGGGUCAGUUUUAGAGGAUCAGAUUAUUGUCUCAGAAGUACAGUUUCAGGAGAAUGCAGCUGGUGGUGCUUCUGUCAUUGGACAGUUUGUUUCCAAUGAUGGAACAAAGUCUCAUUCAUUUGGAGGAACUUUCUCUCAUGGAAUCGGAAGAGAGUCCAGAGCAGUCACACUGCAGAAUGGAAAGCGAAAGAUUCAAGAAAUUGGAGCACAGCUUCGACUAAACCAACACUGCAUGGAUACUGCAUUUAACUUCUACAAAAUGGCAGUGACCAAACGGCUAACUCGUGGUCGGAAGAUAACACAUGUAAUUGCUACAUGUCUUUAUCUUGUUUGCAGAACAGAAGGAACACCUCAUAUGCUUCUGGACUUCAGUGAUGUGCUACAGGUGAAUGUUUAUAUGCUUGGGAAGACAUUUUUACACAUCUCUAAGGAACUCUGCUUGAAUAUUCCUGCCAUAGAUCCAUGCCUGUAUGUGCCUAGAUUCGCUCACAAGCUUCAGUUUGGAGAAAAGACCCAUGAAGUCUCUAUGACAGCUCUGCGCUUGGUGGCCAGAAUGAAGCGUGACUGGAUGCAUACAGGGCGCAGGCCCUCAGGUUUAUGUGGUGCAGCUCUCUUGGUGGCUGCACGAAUGCAUGACUUUGCCAGAUCUGUCAAGGAAAUAAUAAAAGUGGUCAAAGUUUGUGAAGCUACUAUCCGUAAAAGGCUUAUGGAGUUUCAUGAUACUCCAUCAUCUCAGCUGACUAUUGAAGAGUUUCACAACAUUGACCUCGAAGAAGAGCAGGAUCCACCAUGUUUCACAGAGGGAAAAAUGAGAUCAAAACUGGCACAGCUUGAAGAACAAAAUCCUCAAUUGACAAAUCAGCUAGCCAAUGAAGUUAGCAACCUCCAACAAGAGAUUGAGAAAUCACUUGAGCCCAAAAAACCACGGGGUAUCUUUGCAGCAUAUGCAAAAAUGGUAGAUGACAGUCCUAAUAAUGACAUUGAUGAGGUCACAAAAUUUAUCGAGGAAGAAACAUUGAGAUUCGUUGACGGCAUUGAUCUGGCUAAUCAGCCAUUGAUUGAAGUCAGUGAAAACAAACCUGAGAUCUCCCAACUAGCAGAAAGUGCUCUUGAUGGAGGGGAUUUUAACAGGAGUCUGCGAGUCUCAAACCUUGCCCCAACAGCAGCCAGUCUUGGCAUAAAAGAAAUGGUUGAGGAGUGCAUAACAUCAAAAGAAAACAAAGCUGGAGAGUCAGUAGUUGGAGGUGAACUUGAUCUAGAUGGUAUUGAUGACAGUGAACUUGAUAAGUUUUUACUAAGCGAGGAAGAGGUGCGUGUCAAGACAAAGAUAUGGAUGAGAGAAAAUGAAGACUACUUGAAAGCACAAAAAGAAAAAGAAGAGAAAAAACAGAAAGAACAAGAAGAAGCAGGACAAAAAUUAGAAAAAAAGAAAAGAAAGCACAAAAAGAGGAAUCAACUGACAGAGGCUUCUUCAGCCAGAGAGGCACUAGCCAUGAUAAUACAGGAAAGAAAGUUGUCAAAUAAAAUUAAUUAUGAGGUGCUGCAUGACCUCAACAUUCAGGCAGCACAGACAGACAAAGAAAAAAUUCAUGGUUUAGGUGGAAGUCCUGCUGAUAAUGAAAAAAAUCAGAAAAAGGAGCCAACAUUAAAUAGAUUCAAACGUCCCAGCCUAUUCACAGAUAUUAAAGUUGAGUCAGUGCACAAGAAAAUCAAAAUUCAAGAACCCAUCGAGGAGAAGCAGAAGAUAAAAGGAAGUGAUGAUGUGGCUUCAGUAGUUGUGGUUGAAAGUGGCCCAGUUCAGUAUGAGGAGCCAGAAGAGGAGGAAUUAGCUGAAGAGGAUGAAGAGGAAGAGGAGGCUGAACUCAGUGCACGAGAUUACUUUGCUAUCCCAGAAACGACAUAUGAUGAAGAGGGCUAUGAAGAUGAUUAUUAAUAAGAAGGUGAUCAACGUUUAAACCAUAUGGAUACUGUAGAAGAUGUUUUCAAAAACUUAUCACAUGCUUUUUCAAUUCUGUAAAAUAUUCUUUUGCUGGUCUCAGGGAAGAUGUUGAGAGGCAGCCCCUAGAUCCAUGGCUUUGUAGCAAAAUGUUGUACAUUUUGUAAAUAAGUUACAAAUUAAAUCUACAUUUGUUGUAGUCUUCAUAGAAGGUAGCUACCAAAAAUUGUGGCGUGAAAAUUUAAGGUAUUUUUUUUUUGUUUGUUGUUGUUUUCUUUUUAAAGUAUAUUGAACGUUCAGUUAUAGGGAACAAACAGAGAAACCUGCUCUAGUCUGUUGUAGCUUAAUUGAUGAUGCAUAGUCAAGAAGCCACAUAUAUUUCUUUGCUAAGCUAAAAAAAAAUUGUAAAAAGUUAAUACAAAGGGAGUUGGGAGGUCUAAUAUUUUAUUUACAGUAAGAGUGAAUCAUGCAUGAACUGAGGCAAGCUAGGAAUGUGAGGUUUUGGAAUUUGUGUGCUGGUUUCGUGAUCUCUCGGUCCAUGAUAGGAAUAGUCUGAACAGUCGUGUCCACAUCUGUUCUAAGAUAAUUUUUAUCAAACAGAGAGAUUUGGCUUCUUUCUGUGACCAACAAAUAGUAAGGAAAGCUUCUUGCAUUUACUCAUUACCUGAACAUGUACUAACAAGAGAAUUUGUAUUAUUAAGCUCAGGUAAACACUAUGCUGUGCCUAUAUGUAAAAGUAAUAGACACCUGAAAUCGUUUGUGUCAUCUGCAGUCGAGCUGCUCAACCUCAGAUGAAGUGUCAGUGGGGGUUGUGUGUGUGUGUGUGCGAUGCAAUAGGUGAACACAUGAUUAUUCUUAAUCUAAGUUUGUUGUUUAUUUAUUAUAUAUAUAAUUGUCACUUGCCUUCGUUUUUCAUGCUGACAUCCUUUAACGCUGCACCUUGCAACAAACUUCAUUUCUUAUUUUUAUUUCUAACUUUUACUUUGUAACUAGAGCACCUUCCCAUGUUCAAAUUGCCCAAUAGGACAAAUAAAGUUGGUCAUCGUCAUUGUCGAAUUAAGAAAUAUAUCACAGAAAUAAAGCAGGAACAGGUUUGUUAAAUUUAUUAACUGUAGAUAUGAGUUUUCAUGUGAACAUGAGUGCAGUCUUUUACCUCCUCUCAUAUCUGUAAAUGAGGGCAUUAAUUGAUCAUGUGUUUGCUACAUGUGUACUCAUCAUAAAAUACAAUCAUAGUAAAGAUACCAAACUGAUUCUUUUUUAAACCACAAGUAAUGUUGAUUUAGGAUAUUUUAGCAUGUAAAAAGUUCAAUAAUGAAAUAAAGAUUAAAUACAGGGUGCAAUCUGAAUGUAUGUAAAUAUAUUUAAUAAUGAUCACAAGCUGGGCUAAGAGGCAGAUGACAGAGUUCUCUGCAUUUUACAGUGAUCUGUGAAAUUAUUUUAUGAAGUGUAUGAUAGAAAUGUAGUAAUUGUGUUUUGCUUGUUGUAGCAAUAUGCAGUCAUGUACAUUGUCUUUGAAUAGUAAUUGUACAGACUUAAAUAUGUACAGAUUGGUGGAUUUGCUGAAUGUACUGGAGUUGAAUCUGCAUAAAAGAGAUGAAUGCUUUAAAUAAAGACAGUCUGAAAUAAACCAUUGAAUGGCUUUCAGCACAACUUUUCUUGCUUUGUACUGUGCAAGUGUCUUUGUUCGGUGUAUUUUGUUUAGCACCCUGUUGUCAAGAGUUUGUAAAAUGUAUUUACUUGUUUUGAACAUGCUGUUGUCAGUUACAUUCCCCAUUAGUAAGAUAUCUGCUGACAUUUAUGGUUUGUUACAGUGAUUUCUUUAAGGCAGCAGUAAGCUGUCUUGAGAUUCUUCCCAGUAAUGGUUUUCCGUCAUCUGCCCACGCAAACCAAGAAUCUGUUCAGAUUGGGUCAAUUAGCUUGCAGAUUACAGCAGUAUUCAGCAUUAUUAUGUAUCAGCUUUCCAUCAGCCAAUUAGUUCUGACCAGGGAUUUUGUGCGUGGUUUGUUUGAUGGUUUUUUUUGGGUUUUUUUUGGUGUGUGUGUGCCAAUUUUGAGAAUUAAAAGUAAGAAAUGAAAUAUGCUGUUUUUUGAACAAAAUAUUUUAAUAGCUUAUAACAACUUCCGGAGCAUCUUCCAUUGUUUCUCAUGCUGCAACUUGUUUGACACAGAACAUGCUUUGGGCUAACUUUAAGAUGGCCCCAGCUAGUAAGGUUUCUGCUUAACCGUCUGUAUCUCAGGAUUUGAACAAGGAAUUUUCAGUGCUGAACUUAAUGCUGUCCACAGAUAAGAAGGUUCCAGGUUGUACUAAAUUCAUCCUUGUUAUAUUUCACCUUUUUGCCUUCUAUUUGGUCUCAUCUAUAAAGCAGGGGGACUCGUAUUAAGGGUAAUGGUUAGUUGCAGCAUGAAAUGUAUGUGAACAGCCCUUUAAAUGUGUGUAUCAUGUCUCCAUAUAGUUGCUGAAAGUCAGCAGAGGUGUGCAUUAUUUGCUGAAAAUUUACUCACGACUAUUGCUGCUUAUUACCAGUUCUAAUGGGUAUUGACCUUAUAUUGGCAGUGUUUUAUUUAUAUACUUUAAAAGGUCGAUCACCCAGUGUUGUACCUGAUGUAAACUUUCUUAUUUAAGCUUUCUGAAGUGAUGAUAUAUGUAUUCUGAACAUGGUCACGUGUUCAGUGCAUUUCCCCUCAGCGAGAAUCCCAGAGAAUGGGGAAUGAAGCAGACUGUCAUCUUCCUUUUUAUUUCACCACUUUCACUGCAUUAGCAAAAUAAGUCGUGCAGAGAACUCAAAAACUAUUGUGCAGGUGGAGCAAAGUGAGCAUGAUGAGGAUGACAUUUUAAAAAUAUUUUUGAAGAGUGUAGAAACUGAGAAAACUUUGGAGCAAUAAUGCUUCUGUCUCCUGCAUAAGUAUUAUCAGAACUUUUCUUUAACAACAUUUUAAAAUGUUUUUUUUUUAUCACAGGGUAGGAUAAGAGGGGCGAGUGAGAUAUAAGUUUAGAUGUGCAACUGUCAGAUGAUUAAUCACUUUUCUUCUCACAUACGUAAGGGUGGAAUUGAUGUACAUGAAUUGCUUACUGGGUGGAUGCGUUUAAUUUUUUUAGCCGCUUUGUAAAAUCUUUGUUUAUACUUUCAUUGUCAGAGUCAUGACAAACAGCCAGUGCCUCAUAAAUAUUCCUCUCCAGUAUACAGUUUUUGAUGUGCUUUCUCAGAGUGGUGUAACUUAAUUGCUGACAUUUGAGAUUAAAAGGAUGUAAUAUUCACUAUAUCCUGUAA